CCAGUCCCUACCAUCGAAUUUUAGCGGGAAGAAAGCAGCCUCCCAAAUCCAAAUUCUCCAAUCCCGAAACGCUUUUGAGGCAAAGGCAAAGUCUUGUUCAAGGCAUUGUCUUCUCCCAUUUGCUCCUUCAGAAUCUCUCAUUGCGGAAGCAACCAAAAGGACCCAAACCCCAAAUCGCACUCUUCAAAAUUCGUUUUAUCUUCUUUUUACUAGUGUAUAUAACCAGAAUGUCAUUCAUCAUCACUGCCCAUUGCUCUAAAACCACUCUAUACCCAUGGCCAGUUCUAGCGGGACGAAAAGGCCGCCGCCUCCGCCGCCGCCGUUUGCCAGGUUGAUGAGGAGUAGAGACCCAAAGAAUGAAGAUUAUAACAUUCUUCCGUUUGAUGAUUCGCCAAUCAUGAAGCUUCCCGAGAUUAAGACUGCCGUUGAAGCCGUUUGUAAAAUGGAGAAUCUCCCAAGAAUCAAUGGUCUUGUCGAAAAAGACAUAUUUAAUUGGCUUUUUUCUGUUCUGGGAUUUCAGAAAGGGAAUGCAUCAAACCAGAGGGAGCACUUAAUAGUUCUACUGGCCAAUAUUCAUACAAGGAGGAAGGAUCUUGGGCUUUAUGAUGAGGUUGAGGCAACGAAAAGGACCAUACGGCAACUGAAGAAUGAAUUUUUCAGCAAUUAUGAAUCAUGGUGUAAAUAUAUGCAUAUUCCAUCUUGUUUCAGCAAGAACGAGAGGUACUCGGAAGCAGAGCAACAGCAGCUGCAUCUCAUUUACAUUGCGCUCUAUCUUCUUAUAUGGGGUGAAGCUUCAAAUGCUAGAUUCAUGCCUGAAUGCAUUUGUUACAUAUUCCAUAAAAUGGCAAAUGAUGUCCAUCAAAUUUUAUCUACCACCGACACAACCCAGAUACCAGAUGAGAGCUUUUUAAGUAAUGUUAUAAAACCUAUUUACCUGAUCCUAUCUAAGGAAGCUGGAAAAAACAAAGAAGGCAAGGCAAGCCAUUAUCGGUGGAGCAACUAUGAUGAUCUAAAUGAGUGCUUUUGGUCUGAAAUGUGUUCUUCUGAGCUACAUAAUCGAAAAGAAGGGAUGCCAUUGCCACCUGCAGAUAAGAUUCUGAACCAAUUUUUUGCUGGGAACCAAUUCAAUAUUGAAAGGUGGAAGCCCAAAAGUAAUUUUGUUGAAGUACGCACAUUUUGGCAGCUUUAUAGAAGUUUUGACCGAAUGUGGAUUUUCUUCAUAAUGGCUUUGCAGGCCAUGAUAAUUGUUGCAUGGACACAUUCUGGAUCCAGUUUUGAAGAUGUCUUAAGAAGAAUAUUGAGCAUUUUCAUUACUUACUCUAUUCUCAGUUUUCUGCGAGCUAUUCUGGAUAUAAUUCUUAGUAUCCAUGCUUGGAGGUGCUCUCAACUUGGCCAACUAUUGCGCUACCUUCUGAAAUUGGUGGCGGCAUCUAUCUGGGUAGUAGUUUUGCCGGUAGCAUAUUCCACCUCUGUGAAUGAUCCAACAGGACUAUUGAAGUUCCUUAACCAAUGGACUGGAGAUUCACAAAAUCAAUCAUUGUAUAAUUAUCUUGUUGCACUUUAUAUGAUGCCUGAUGUACUGGGUAUUAUACUGUUCUUGCUUCAACCUUUGAGGGAAAAGAUUGAGCUAUCGGAUUGGCCAGUAAUUAAUAUUAUGUGGUGGGCUCAGCCAAAACUUUAUGUUGGAAGAGGCAUGCAUGUGGGGACAUUUUCACUUCUAAAGUAUACGCUAUUUUGGAUAUUGGUGCUGUGUGUCAAGCUCUCAUUCAGUUACUUUGUGGAGAUAUUGCCACUUGUUCGACCAACAAAGUUAAUCAUGAAGAUAGAUGUAAAUGACUACCUGUUGUAUAAGUUUGCUCCAAAUGUAAAACACAAUAUGGGAGUCAUUAUUGCAAUAUGGGCUCCAGUUGUCCUAGUUUAUUUCAUGGAUGUUCAAAUAUGGUAUGCCAUCUUUUCUACUCUUUUAGGCGGAGCUCUAGGAGCUUUCAGACACUUGGGCGAGAUUCGAACAAUUGGGAUGCUGCAGUCCAGAUUUGAAUCUAUGCCUUCUGCUUUUGACCGCUGUUUUGUGCCAUCAUCAGGCCCUGAUGCAAAGGCAAAAAACUGGCGCACUUCGAAAGAACCAAAAAACAUGUCAAAAUUUUCUCAGAUGUGGAAUGCUUUUAUACAUUCAAUGCGAAUGGAGGAUCUGAUUAGCAAUAGGGACAGAAAUUUGCUGCUUUUACCCUCUUCUCCAAAUGAUGAGUCUAAGGUUCAGUGGCCACUCUUCUUGUUAGCCAGUAAAAUUCCUGCUGCAUUAAACAUGGCAAAAGAGUUUAAGGGGGAGGAUGAUACUGAGUUAAGAAAAAUUAUUGGGAGAGAUAAAUAUACUUAUGCAGCCAUACGAGACUUUUAUUACAAACUGAAGCAUAUUGUAUGUUCCCUUCUAGAAGAUGAAGAUGACAGGAAGAUUGUAGAGGAUGUCUAUGGUGCUAUCACUGAAAGUUUAGGUAAAAAGGUUUUUUUGAGAAACUUCAACGUGAGUAGCAUGCCUUUGCUGGCUGUAAAGUUGGAGAACCUCCUAAAGAUCUUGAUGGCUGAACAACUGGAUGAUAAAGCAUUCAAGAAUCAAAUCACCAUUGCUCUUCAGGAUAUUAUGGAGAUUAUAAUACUUGAUGUGAUGAUUGAUGAUAAAUCUACUCUCGAAGGAGAUCUGAAAAACAACCAAAUCUCUCAUAAGUACUAUAAAAAGCAGAGAUUUAGAAAGAUAAAUACUAGUGAUGUCAAAAGCGAAUACUGGAGCGACAAGAUCAUUAGGCUUCAUUUGCUUUUGACUGUCAAGGAAUCUGCCACUGAUGUGCCUCUGAAUUCAGAGGCUCGUCGUCGAAUCACUUUUUUUGCAAAUUCCUUAUUUAUGAAUAUGCGAAGUGCACCAAAAGUCAGUAACAUGCGUUCCUUCAGUGUUUUGACGCCACAUUACAAAGAAGAUGUUCUUUACUCUAUUGAUGAACUUACCAAAGAAAAUGAGGAUGGGGUAUCAAUUCUGUUUUACCUGAAGACGAUUUAUCCAGAUGAAUGGACCAAUUUCAAGGAGCGCAUGAACAACAAACCUCCGCAAGAUUGUCUUCGUGAGUGGGUGAGCUACAGAGGACAGACACUCUCUAGAUCAGUAAGAGGGAUGAUGUACUACAAGAAGGCUCUAGAACUUCAGUGCUCCAUGGAAUUUGCUGAUUGUAAUGCUGUUUCAAACGAUGAUCAUGUUCGAGAGAAAGUAUUACCUGAUUUGAAGUUCACCUAUGUUGUUUCUUGUCAGAUAUAUGGAAUUCUGAAACGUUUGAAAGAUCCUCGUCAAAAGGACAUUCUAAAUCUUUUGCUAAUGUAUCCAUCACUGCGUGUUGCUUACAUAGAUGAAGUAGAUGAAGUUUAUUACUCUGUUCUUCUCAAGGGUGAUGCGAACACUCAUCAUGAAAGAGAAAUAUACCGUAUAAAACUUCCAGGUCUUCCAACAAAAAUUGGUGAAGGGAAACCUGAAAAUCAAAAUCAUGCAAUUAUAUUUACUCGUGGAGAGGCCUUGCAGACUAUAGACAUGAACCAGGACAAUUACUUUGAAGAGGCUUUUAAAAUGAGAAAUGUAUUGGAAGAGUUCCCGCAUUCCCAUGGUUCGCAAAAACCUACAAUAUUAGGUUUAAGAGAGCAUGUCUUUACGGGAAGUGUUUCAUCACUUGCUUGGUUUAUGUCCAAUCAAGAGACCAGUUUUGUAACUAUUGGCCAGCGCUUUUUGGCAAGUCCUCUGAGAGUACGUUUCCAUUAUGGUCAUCCUGAUAUAUUUGACAGAAUCUUCCACAUAACAAGGGGUGGAAUAAGCAAAGCUUCAAAAACUAUAAACUUAAGUGAGGACAUAUUUGCAGGGUUCAAUUCAACUCUUCGUCUUGGGUCUGUGACACAUCAUGAUUAUAUGCAAGUUGGAAAGGGACGUGAUGUGGGGAUGAAUCAGAUAUCACUUUUUGAGGCCAAAGUUGCAAAUGGAAAUGGGGAACAAACACUUAGUCGUGAUGUCCACCGACUUGGAUGUCAUUUUGACUUCUUCAGAAUGCUAUCAUUCUACUGUACAACAGUUGGCUUCUAUUUUAACAGCAUGGUUGUCGUCCUUGUUGUGUAUGUAUUCCUUUAUGGGCGUUUGUACAUGGUUAUGACUGGAUUGGAAAAAGAGAUUCUAGAGGAUCCACAAAUAAAACAUAAUAGUGCCAUGGAAGCAGCUUUACUUACACAAUCUUUCAUUCAGAUGGGCAUGUUAUUGGUAUUGCCCAUGUUAAUGGAGAUUGGCUUGGAGAAGGGGUUCCGCGCUGCAUUGGGUGAUUUUAUCCUUAUGCAGCUGCAGCUUGCUUCUAUGUUCUUUACAUUCCAGCUUGGAACAAAAGCACAUUAUUUUGGUAGAACAAUCUUGCAUGGAGGUUCUAAAUAUCGAGCUACUGGGCGUGGUUUUGUUGUUCGACAUGCUAAGUUUGCUGAUAACUAUAGGCUUUACUCACGAAGUCACUUUGUGAAAGCAUCGGAACUGAGUCUACUGCUUAUCAUAUAUGAAGUCUAUGGAGAAUCAUAUAGAAAUUCAAGUCUUUAUUUGUUCAUCACCUUUUCAAUGUGGUUUCUAGUAGGAUCUUGGCUAUUUGCUCCCUUUGUAUUCAAUCCAUCUGGUUUUGAAUGGCAAAAGACAGUGAAUGACUGGGCAGAUUGGAAGCAGUGGAUGGGAAUCCGUGGUGGUAUUGGUAUCCAGCCGGAGAAAAGUUGGGAGUCAUGGUGGGAUGAAGAACAAGAGCACCUUAGAUACACAAGCAUGAGGGGAAGGGUCCUCGAAAUUCUUCUUGCACUUCGUUUUUUCGUCUACCAGUUUGGAAUAGUCUACCACCUUGAUAUAGCCCAUCACAGCAGGAGUUUGCUGGUUUAUGGACUCUCUUGGUGCGCUGUUUUAGUAAUACUUAUAGUCCCAAAGAUGGUAUCUGUACGUAGACUACAGAUGUUUCAUAUGGACCUCCAGCUACCACUCAGAAUGCUGAAGGGACUUCUUUUCCUCAUCUUCUUGGCAAUCAUGAUCAUCUUAUUCAAACUAUGUGGCCUCACUUUGUCAGAUUUAUUUGCAUCUAUCCUUGCCUUCAUGCCCACCGGCUGGGGUUUCAUUCUUGUUGGGCAAGCCUGCAGGCCUUGCCUGCAUAAGUUACUGUGGGAGCCAAUGAAGGAGCUGGCCAGGGCAUAUGACUUCAUGAUGGGAUUGGUGCUCUUUACACCCAUUGCCCUUUUAUCAUGGCUCCCAGCGGUAUCCGAAUUCCAAACUCGCAUUCUCUUUAAUCAAGCAUUCAGCAGAGGCCUCCAUAUAUCUAUGAUUCUUGCUGGAAAGAAAUAUGGAGGAGCCUCCUCGACGUAGUGCGUCUCAGUGUGCUUAGUAGUUUGUAUUUAUUUUGCUUCUGGCUAUUGCAAGAGCUCUGGCUAGUGACUGCCUUUGGUGUUACCUUCCUUUAUGCCAUCCUUGGCCGUCAGCAUUUUUUUCUUUCGAGUUGUCCCUUUCCUAGUUUUUUACCCUUGGUUUGACUUUGUGA
This is a messenger RNA of Hibiscus syriacus, 5567 nucleotides long. RefSeq names its product callose synthase 7-like. The transcript is spliced from 37 exons. Gene Ontology annotation, cellular component: plasma membrane; 1,3-beta-D-glucan synthase complex. Lineage: Eukaryota; Viridiplantae; Streptophyta; Magnoliopsida; Malvales; Malvaceae. Gene Ontology annotation, molecular function: 1,3-beta-D-glucan synthase activity. The record is from RefSeq and is a predicted model, not a curated record. Gene Ontology annotation, biological process: (1->3)-beta-D-glucan biosynthetic process. Bases 275 to 5395 code for a protein of 1706 amino acids.